Molecule: messenger RNA, 2346 nt
Organism: Aspergillus terreus NIH2624
Lineage: Eukaryota; Fungi; Ascomycota; Eurotiomycetes; Eurotiales; Aspergillaceae
Product: putative APSES transcription factor (MbpA)
Exons: 2
Coding region: 1-2346 (781 amino acids)
Cellular component (GO): SBF transcription complex; MBF transcription complex
Molecular function (GO): DNA binding; protein binding; transcription coactivator activity
Source: RefSeq, a predicted model, not a curated record
AUGGAGGUCAAUGGAGUCGCAGUCAUGAAACGUCGCUCGGAUUCCUGGCUGAAUGCCACUCAGAUAUUGAAGGUCGCCGGUGUUGUCAAAGCCAGACGAACAAAAACGCUCGAGAAGGAAAUCGCUGCUGGCGAACACGAGAAGGUGCAGGGAGGCUACGGCAAGUAUCAAGGCACCUGGGUGAAUUACCAGAGGGGAGUGGACCUAUGUCGCGAAUAUCAUGUCGAGGAAUUGUUGAGGCCCCUUCUCGAAUACGAUAUGGGUCCUAACGGCACCGCCAAUUCUACGCAAGACUCUCUGGACACCCCGACGAAGGAACAGGCGAUGGCAGCGCAAAGGAAACGUUUAUAUAGCAGCAUGGACAACCGGAGCAUGUCGCAGCCUCAACAAGGGACUUUUUUCCAGAACAUCUCCCGCACCGCCGCUACCGCCGUUAACGCCAUGAGCAAGGCCCGAUUCGAGUCCCCUGCCGCGCGAAGCGUCGAUGGUAGAAGACCGAGCACUAUUCGAAAACCGUCCGCCCAGAUGAACAGCCAAGAGUCACAUAUGGCCCUGAGCAGUCAACAAAGCAUGUACAGUGUCACCUCCGACAGUGGGUUUGGAAGCAAUGUCAACAAUGGCCGAUUCGGGCAAGAUGGAAUGGCCUUCGAGCACGAAGAGCCCGCUGAACCACCACGGAAGCGUGUCAGGUCCUCUUCAAACCAUGCAAAUUCAUUUGGGCUUCAGUAUGAAGCUUCAACACUGUCAAUGCAAGAACCAACGCCUACCGAACCGAAUGAUUCUUUCUAUCAGGAUAUGGACAUUUCUACCUCAGCGGUGAUGGACGACAGCAAACGCGGGGUGGAACCUCUCCCUCCUGCCACGACACCAGAGCGAUUCCAAAAAAUGAAGCUCAUAAUGACCCUUUUCCUUGACAAAAAGGCGAAAGACUUCUCUACACACCCUGCAUUGAUGCAACUUACGGGCGAAGAUCUGGAGAUACCACUCGAUGAAUACCGCAACAAUGCUUUGCACUGGGCGGCGAUGCUCGCCCGCAUGCCUCUUGUCCACGCUCUAGUUGCCAAGGGUGUGAGCAUAUAUCGGCUGAACGGUGCAGGCGAAACGGCACUGCAGAAGUCUGUUGGUACACGAAACAAUCUUGAUUAUCGAAGUUUUCCGCGGCUAUUGCAGGUUUUGGCCCCCACAAUUGAUAUGGUUGACUAUAGUGGGCGAACGAUACUUCAUCAUAUCGCAGUCAUGGCUGCUACUGGAGGCGGUGGUCAUGUUUCUGCAAAACACUACCUUGAAGCUUUGUUGGAGUUCAUAGUCCGUCAUGGUGGCUCUUCUGUACCCCAGGAGGCUUCGAAUGGACUGGAAAAUGGGGCGAAUCAUACUCAAGGCAAGGAAGUGAUAACGCUAGGCCGGUUCAUCUCAGAGAUUGUAAAUCUGAGGGAUGAUCAAGGUGACACAGCGCUAAAUCUGGCUGGACGAGCACGCUCGGUGCUCGUGCCUCAACUGCUGGAAGUAGGCGCCGAUCCGCACAUACCGAAUCAUACAGGCCUUCGGCCUGCAGAUUACGGAGUAGGGGUGGACAUGGUUGACGGCGGCUCACAAUCCCAAGGAAAUAAGAGCGAUUCUUUUAUGGACCAGCUGGCCAAGACAAAGAAGGAAAUUUUAGAUGCAACACUGUCCCAGAUUAGUUCAAUUGUGCAAGAGACGAUAAGCGGCAUCGACAAGGAACUGGCCGCAAACCUGGCCAAGAAACAAGAAAAAUUCGAACACUGGCACUCGAAGAUACGCGAAUCCGCAAAGGCUCGGCAGAUCGAACAGAAGCAACUAGACGACUUGAAGCGCAAAUCCUUCGAUCGUAUAGAGCUAAGCAGACGGUUUAAAAACCUCGAGAGGUCUUCAGAUGAUCUUCUUACGACGCUGAAGAACCUCCAUGGCGGCUCAUUCGAUCCUGCGAAGGUAAUUACAGUCGGCGAGGCCGACAAAGUAUCCGGUAUCGACAUUGCUGCAUUUGAGGCUUUAUUCCCGAACAACUUUGACCCUGCGUCUGGCUUUUCUGAAAAGCAGGUUGCGUACCUAAACUCGCUUUAUCCGUCCGAGACGCUCCAGCAGUUGAUACAAUGCUACCAAGAAUUUAAUGAGGAGAUAUUGACGGAGGUCGGUCGCCUCAAGUCCAAGAACGUGGUGUUGGGCCAGAACUAUCGUCGAAUGGUGAUGGCUUGUACGGGCUGGACGGCAGAACAAGUCGAUGAAGCUGCAGAGGGCUUGACACAGUGUGUCCAGGAGCUCAAUGAUAACCCAGUCCCCGAAGAUGAAGCCAUCGAAAUCCUAAUGAGGGAUCGCGGACAAGACUGGUGA